Pogoniulus pusillus (Red-fronted tinkerbird) is the source of this 2514-nucleotide messenger RNA. It is a transcript of the gene PHEX, whose product is annotated as phosphate regulating endopeptidase X-linked. NCBI's taxonomy places the organism in Eukaryota, Metazoa, Chordata, Aves, Piciformes, Lybiidae. The coding region runs from base 47 to 2290 and encodes 747 amino acids. Gene Ontology annotation, cellular component: plasma membrane. Gene Ontology annotation, molecular function: metalloendopeptidase activity. The record is from RefSeq and is a predicted model, not a curated record. Gene Ontology annotation, biological process: protein processing. The transcript has 22 exons.
AGUUGCAAGAGUGAGAGCACAGCAGACCUGUGCCAGAGCCACCCUGAUGGAAGGAGAAAGGGUACCCGAAGCCAGGAGCUCAGCCGGCAAAGCCACACGCAUCGCCCUGGGCGUCUUCGUCGGUGGCACCGUUGUGCUUGGCACCACGCUUUUCCUGGUGAGCCAAGGCCUGAUAAAGUUCCAUUCAAAGCAGCAGUACUGCUUGACCUCAGAAUGCAUUGAAGCUGCUGCAGGCAUCCUGAGCAAGCUAAACCAGUCAGUGGAUCCGUGCGAGGACUUCUACCGCUUCGCCUGCGAGGGCUGGAUCUCCGCUCACCCCAUCCCCGAGGACAUGGCCAACUACGGCGUCUACCCCUGGCUGAGGCACAACGUGGACCUCAAGCUGAAGGCCCUGCUGGAGAAGCCCAUCAGCAAAAGGAGAGACACUGAAGCUGUGCAGAAGGCCAAGAUCCUUUAUGCAUCUUGCAUGAAUGAGAAUAAGAUCGAGAAAGCUGAUGUGAAACCUCUGUUAAGUCUGCUGAGGCAUUCACCUUUCCGCUGGCCUGUGCUGGAAUCCAACAUUGGACCUGAAGGGCUGUGGUCAGAAAGGAAGUUUAGCUUAGUCCAAGCCUUGGCAACUCUGCGUGGUCAACACAGUACCUCGGUCUUCAUCCGCCUCUACGUGGCUGCCGAUGACAAAGUCUCCAGUCGCUACAUCCUGAAGCUGGACCAAGCAAGCCUUUCUCUUGCAUCUCGAGAGGACUACCUGGAAAACACCACAGAAGCCAAAUCUUACCGAGAUGCCUUUCUGCAGUUCAUGGUGGACACAGCAGUGCUGCUGGGCGCCAACGCUUCACGAGCUGAGUCUGAUAUGAAGUCUGUGCUAAAGCUGGAAGUUAAAAUUGCAGAGAUCAUGAUUCCAUACGAGAACCGAACAAGCGAGCUGAUGUACAACAAAAUGAACAUCUCGGAGCUCAGUGCCCUGAUUCCACAGUUUGACUGGCUGGGCUACAUCAAGAAGGUGAUUGACACCAAACUCUACCCAGAGCUGAAGGAUCUAGGUCCUUCGGAGGACGUGAUCGUCCGCGUGCCGCAGUACUUCAAAGACUUGUUCAGGAUCCUGGAAGGGGAAAGGAAAAAGACUCUUGCUAACUACCUGGUGUGGAGGAUGGUUUAUUCCAGGCUGUUUAACCUCAGCAGACGUUUUCAGUAUCGCUGGCUUGAGUUUGCUCGGGUGAUCCAUGGAACCACAACUCUGAUGCCUCAGUGGGAUAAAUGUGUGGACCUGGUGGAAAGUGCUCUGCCCUACGCUGUGGGCAAGAUGUUUGUGCAUGCCCAUUUCCAAGAGGACAAGAAAGAGAUGAUGGAGGAAUUAACUGAAGGAAUUCGCUGGGCCUUCAUUGACAUGCUGGAGAAAGAAAACGACUGGAUGGACUCUGAAACCAAAAGAAAAGCCCAUGAGAAGGCAAAAGCAGUCAUGGCAAAAGUGGGUUACCCUCCCUUCAUCAUGAAUGACACAUACAUUAAUGAAGACAUCAAAACACUGAAGUUCACAGAAGGAGAUUACUUUGGCAACGUGCUGCAGACUCGCAAGUAUGCCGCCCAGUCUGACUUCUACUGGCUCAGGAAAGAGGUCCCCAAGACAGAGUGGUUUACAAGCCCAACUACUGUGAAUGCUUUUUACAGUGCCACUACCAACCAGAUCAGAUUCCCAGCAGGAGAGCUGCAGAAGCCUUUCUUCUGGGGAACAGAGUAUCCUAGGUCACUAAGCUAUGGUGCCAUAGGAGUCAUUGUUGGCCACGAGUUCACUCAUGGAUUUGAUAGCAAUGGUCGGAAAUACGACAAGAAUGGCAACCUGGACCCGUGGUGGACGACUGAGUCUGAGGAGAGGUUCAAAGAGAAAACCAAGUGCAUGGUUAACCAAUACAACAGCUACUACUGGAAGAGAGCAGGCCUGCACGUGAAAGGCAAGAGGACUCUGGCAGAGAACAUUGCAGACAACGGAGGCUUGCGAGAGGCGUUCAGGGCAUACAGGAGAUGGAUUAGAGAGAAGAGAGGAGGAGAAGAAGAGCCUUUACUGCCAGGCCUUGAGUUCACACACAACCAGCUCUUCUUCCUGAGCUAUGCCCAUGUAAGAUGCAACUCCUUCAGGCCAGAAUCUGCAAGAGAGCAAAUCCAUGUUGGAGCUCACAGCCCUCCUCAGUUCAGAGUGAUUGGUGCCAUGAGCAACUUCGAGGAGUUCCGACGAGCUUUCCGCUGCCCACCCAACACCACCAUGAACCGCGGGGCAGAGUCCUGCCGCCUCUGGUAGCUGCCUGUGCCUUCAGCUCUUCUGGCAAAGAGGGAGCUACAGGGUGAAGUGCUGCACCUGACCUCAAGCCCUCUGUUAGAGCUUCAGAACAACGCAUAGGAAUAGGAGCAUAGAAUGGUUGAGGUUGGAAGGGACCUCGAAGAUCAGCCAGUUGCAACCCCUUGUUAUAAGCAGGAGCAUCUCCCGCUAGAACAGGUCACUCAGGGACUCAGCCAACCUGGUCU